This is a messenger RNA of Laetiporus sulphureus 93-53, 1656 nucleotides long. RefSeq lists its product as uncharacterized. The coding region runs from base 1 to 1656 and encodes 551 amino acids. Lineage: Eukaryota; Fungi; Basidiomycota; Agaricomycetes; Polyporales; Laetiporaceae. The transcript is spliced from 15 exons. Gene Ontology annotation, cellular component: plasma membrane. Gene Ontology annotation, molecular function: nucleobase transmembrane transporter activity. Gene Ontology annotation, biological process: nucleobase transport; transmembrane transport. The record is from RefSeq and is a predicted model, not a curated record.
AUGACCACAAGGAUUUCACGAAGAGCAUGGCUGCGCAAGCUGGAAGUGCAGCAUGAGGAGGGUUUGACGUAUAAGGAGUCGUUCUUGCAGAACGAUGAUCUCUAUCCUGUACCAAAAGACAAGCAGAUGUGGGGCACUUGGAACUUUGUUGCCUUCUGGAUCGCUGAUAGUUUCAAUAUCAACACUUGGGACAUCGCAUCUUCUAUGAUAGAGCUGGGCCUGUCUUGGUGGCAAGCCUGGAUCUGCGUCUGGAUAGGCUAUGGAGUCGUCGCUCCGUUCAUUGUCCUAAAUGCGCGGCCAGGCGCCAAGUUCCACAUCACAUUCCCCGUUGUGGCUCGUGCCAGCUUUGGACUGUGGGGAAGCCUGUGGUGUGUUUUCAACAGGGCGGCUAUGGCAUGCGUGUGGUAUGGUGUACAAGCCAGCAUUGGAGGCACCUGCGUGUUAGUCAUGUUGCGGGCCAUGUGGCCAAAUGUUAACAAUAUUCCGAACUCCAUGCCCGCAUCCUCUGGCACCAACACUAGGGACUUCAUGUGUUUCUUCCUUUUCUGGCUCAUUUCAUUGCCAGCUAUAUGGUUUCCAAUCCACAAAAUUCGGCACUUGUUUACGGUAAAGGCCAUCGUAGCCCCAACUGCUGGCAUUACGUUCUUCAUUUGGUGCAUUGUGAAAGCGCACGGCGUAGGACCCAUCGUCCAUCAGCCUGCUACAAUCCAUGGCUCAGCCUUAGGAUGGGCCAUGGUGAAGAGCCUCAUGUCGUGCAUCAGCAACAUGGCUACCCUCGUUACCAAUGCACCGGACUUUGCAUCACGGUCGAGGAAGCCAUCAGACGCCCUGCUUCCGCAGCUCUUCUCAGUUCCGAUUACGUUUUCCAUCGUCAGCUUCCUUGGAAUAAUUGUUAGCUCCUCGUCAGAGAAGUUGUUCGGCGAGACGAUAUGGUCCCCGAUUACCCUCUUGGGGAGGUUUUUAGACAAUGAUCCAUCACAUGCCACGAGGUUUGGGGUCUGGUUCAUCGCUGCUGCGUUCAUUAUUGCUCAGCUUGGUACCAAUAUCUCAGCAAACUCGAUCAGCGCUGGAUGUGACCUCACAGCAUUGUUUCCUCGUUUCAUCAACAUCCGACGGGGCGGCUAUAUCGCGGCUAUUGUGGGACUAUGCAUGUGCCCAUGGAAUCUUCUCAAGGAUAGCAAUCAGUUCACAACCUAUCUCUCGGCAUAUUCGGUCUUUCUGAGCUCGAUUGCGGGCGUCAUGAUCAUGGACUACUAUGUCAUUCGCAAGGGCCACUAUCGCGUCCGCGACUUGUACCAUGUCGAGAAGGACGGCUGGUACUUCUAUACAUUCGGAUUCAACUUCAGAGCUUACGCGGCAUACGUCGCAGGAAUAUUGAUCAAUGUCGUCGGCUUCGCUGGUGCCACUGGACGCUAUGUUCCACUGCCGGCCACACAGAUCUAUGACAUGUCCUUCUUUACCGGCCUUGGCGUCUCAGCGGUAGUCUACUGGUCGCUCAACCUAGUCUUCCCUGCACGUGGCUCAAACAAACACUUCAAGGAAGUGGAUAUAUCCGCCGAGACCGCUGUAGAUGACAACCUGGAGGUUGAGGACGGGUACGAGAGGAAAGAUGAGAAAGGCGAUGUCAUUACGAGCGUGAAGUCGGUGUCUGUGUGA